Messenger RNA from Trichoplax adhaerens, 1878 nucleotides. RefSeq lists its product as uncharacterized. Gene Ontology annotation, cellular component: nucleus. Gene Ontology annotation, molecular function: DNA binding; DNA topoisomerase type I (single strand cut, ATP-independent) activity. The record is from RefSeq and is a predicted model, not a curated record. The coding region runs from base 1 to 1878 and encodes 625 amino acids. NCBI's taxonomy places the organism in Eukaryota, Metazoa, Placozoa, Uniplacotomia, Trichoplacea, Trichoplacidae. Gene Ontology annotation, biological process: DNA topological change. The transcript has 26 exons.
AUGCAUCGCCGAAUACUAAAUGUUGCUGAGAAAAAUGACGCAGCUAAGUCACUUUCCAGGAUUAUGUCGCGUGGCAAUUUAACUAAGAAAGAAGGACUUUCCAAAUAUAAUAAAAUCUUUGAGUUUGACUUCAACAUUCUCAAUUCUAGCUGCCGCAUGGUCAUGACCUCUGUAUCUGGUCAUCUAUUAUCAAUGGAUUUUCUGAGCAACUUUCAAAAGUGGAAUAGUUGUUUACCUGUGGAGUUAUUCGAAGCCCAAGUCCAAAAAUUCUGCACUGGUACUAACAUCCCUAUUAAGAAAACACUUGAACGCGAGAUCCGUAAUUGUAAUACUUUAAUUAUUUGGACUGAUGGAGAUAGAGAAGGAGAAAAUAUUGGACAUGAGAUUAUCAGUGUUUGUAAGGCAGUUAAGCCGAGAAUCGAAAUACAUCGUGCAAGAUUUUCGGAAAUUACCUAUAGAUCAAUCAUGAGGGCAUGUGAAAAUUUAACGCGCCCAGAUAAUUUGCAAUCAGACGCAGUUGAUGUUAGACAGGAAUUGGAUUUAAGAAUUGGAGCUGCUUUCACGAGGUUUCAAACUUUACGCUUACAGAGAAUAUUUGCAGCUCAUCUAAAAGAUCAACUGAUUAGUUAUGGAAGUUGUCAAUUUCCCACGCUUGGUUUUGUAGUCUCACGGUUCAAGGAAAUCGAUGCUUUUAUAUCUGAAGAUUUCUAUAAGAUUAAAGUUACCCUUGAUACUGAGGAUGGAGUCAUUGAUUUUAAUUGGAAGAGAGUUCGAUUAUUCUAUCGUCACGCAUGUGAAGUUAUCCAUCAAAUCUGUUUAGAGAAUCCUUUAGCAACGGUUACAAGUGUUGUUAGUAAGCCAAAAAGCAAAUGGAGACCAUUACCGCUGGAUACUGUGGAGUUUGAGAAAUUGGUUUCACGGAAGUUAAAAAUCGGUGCUAAAGAAGCUAUGAAAAUUGCAGAAAAAUUAUAUAAUCGAGGAUUUAUCAGUUACCCAAGAACUGAAACAAACCAGUUUCCAUCAUCGAUGAAUCUGAGACAGCUUAUUGAAUAUCAGACUGAAAGUAGCGAAUGGGGAGAUUUUGCUAAAAGUCUAGUCGAGAGAGGACCAACUCCAAGAUGGGGGAAGAAAACUGAUAACGCCCAUCCACCUAUUCAUCCUACUAAAUUUACUAAUACUUUACAGGGAAAUGAAAAGCGAAUUUACGAACUAGUAGUCAGACACUUCUUAGCGUGCUGCUCUCAGGAUGCUGAAGGAUCAGAAACUAUAGUUGAAAUUACAAUCGCCCGCGAACUAUUUGCUGUACAGGGUUUGAUCAUAAUUGCUAAAAAUUAUUUGGAAGUUUACCCAUAUGAUCGUUGGUCAGAUAAGCCCCUGCCGGCGUUCGUUGAAGGCCAACAAUUUCAACCAACUAACAUAUCGAUGGUAGAAGGUCGCACAGAACCUCCUCCCCUUCUUACGGAAUCAAAUUUGAUUGACCUUAUGGAUAAAAACGGAAUUGGGACUGAUGCAACACAUGCCGAACAUAUUGAAACGAUAAAAGCACGUAAAUACGUGGCGGUACAAAACGGCCGCUUUGUACCGGGCGAACUUGGUAUAGGAUUAGUGGAAGGUUAUGACUCCAUGGGGUUCGAGAUGUCAAAACCCAAACUGAGGGCAGAACUAGAAGCUGGCCUGAAAAGAAUAUGUGAAGGAACGAGAAAUAAAACAGAAGUCCUCCAAGAGCAGAUAACAAAAUAUAAGGAAGUAUUUGUUAAAGCUGCUGCUGAGGCCACUAAACUUGAUGUGGCUCUUUCAAAAUACUUAAUUAACGAAUCUGACCAAAUCAUGGAUAAUUUUCAGGGUAAAACCAUAUACAGUAAAUUCGUAAAUUCGUAA